Molecule: messenger RNA, 3833 nt
Organism: Klebsormidium nitens
Lineage: Eukaryota; Viridiplantae; Streptophyta; Klebsormidiophyceae; Klebsormidiales; Klebsormidiaceae
Source: the annotation of a GenBank genome assembly
AGAUCUUCGUUGCAAAGCUUCAACACAAGCGCCUUCACAAUGUUGCUAUGUUGUUGUACAGCUUUAGGUUGAGUGUUUCAUUUUUACAAAUGAACAGGCCGCUUCACAUAGCAUAGCAUAUCACAUGCCCCACGCAUUUGUGAUAUCCAUGGGGGUGGUGGCAGUUCGUGAUAAGUUGACGAGGUUGUGGAGAUAGUUAGCGCCAAUCCCGGCAACCUUGGCGCCAUCUAUAGAUGGAACUUGAGAGCGAAGCCACCCCAGGACGGGGCCCCUUCUUCAGGGCAAGAAGCCGCCCCUCCGAGCCCUCCCCCGCCGCUCCCCUCUUCUCCUUCCCAACACCCGUUCAGACUGAGCCGGAGGAUGACUUGCUCUCUGAGGACGGGCACCAGUACUCCCCCUCCGCAAUCACCGAGCGACCGGAGCUUCGCCGGGCUGGCCGCCGGGGGCGCAAGAGCACUGGCUUCGGCGCUUUGAUCGGUUCAGGGGGAGAGGAGGACAUGUCUGUGUCUCCGGAACCUGAGCGGGCCAGGGAGUUUCGGGCUGGGGACUCUGUAGUGCCAUUCGAAGGCUGGAGGGGAGCUGACGGAGGGCAGCGAACGCCAGGCAAUGCCGCCCCCUGGCAUGGAGACGAUCAUAAAGAGGCCCCCAGCCAACAAGGCACUGCUCGGAAGACCUCUUCUGAGGUGGCGGUCGUCCGGCACAGGGACGGAGCGCAGCACCAGAGCAGUCGGAAUGCCUCCAAGCACAGAGUGCGCAGCGACAAUGCGCCGGAGGCAUAUGCUGCGCUCCUUCGGCCUGCGCUGAGGGGCGAUGCAGAGUUUGCAAGCGUCCUGGGGGGACUGCACGACCUGGCACAGGACCUGGCGGACCGGAGGGGGGAGAUGGCGGCUGCGCAAACAAGGUCCAUCGAACGCCACCUCCUCGAGCACAAGUCCCGCGUGCUCCAAUCCGAGGCCGCCACCUGGAGCCUCGUGUGGCACCUGCUGGGCAAGCCGCUGCAGGAGAUGCUCUCAGCGGGCCUUUUGCCGCCCACCUCGCAGCAGGAGGCGUGUGAAUACGCCCUGCAAGACGCGCGCGCGCAGGCGUGCAUGCGGGUGGUGCAGUGGCUGGAGGACCUGGCGGGGCAGCAGGUGGACCGGGACGAGAAACGGCAUGGGGGGUACGCCGGGCUGCUGCGCCACAGCCAGGGGGUCUGGGUGCGCACCGCACAGGCACUCAAAUCCUCCCAGCGCCCCCCCUCCAACCUGGUCUCACACGUCGACCCCGACGCCCCCACCCGCGAGAACCUCAGGCUGCACCCCCAGGACUCGGAAGACGAGGAACUUCUGAUGCGGGGGGUCUGGACGCUGCUCAAAGCCGGACGCCUUUCGGACGCACGUCAGCUGUGCCGAGAUGUCGGACAGGCGUGGCGGGCCGCCAGUCUAGGGGGCACAGGGGAUGCCGGGCCGGUGCCGUCGGUGGAGGGGUUUAGGGGUUUGACGGGAACGAAGCGGGCGAGAGAGGAGCAGGCGGCGGAGAUUGAGGCGGGGCGGGGGCGCCAGCGGCGCUUGUGGAAGUGGACGUGCUUCUUGGCGUCUGAAAAGGUGGGUGGCGAGGGCGGCGAGUCCAAGUACGAGGCCGCCGUCUACGGCGCCCUCUCCGCCAACACCUCCAAAAUGCUCCCGGUCUGCGACACCUGGGAGGCUGCCUGCUGGGCCCUGUUCCGGGGUUGGCUUGACUCGCAAGUAGACUCAGCACUGGCUGACGCGCACGCAGCAGAGGGCCUCACAGGGCCUUCUCCUUCUCCUGAUGAGCUAAGCGGGAGCCAAGAGAAACGGAGUGCAAUCGCGGAGGCGUACAAGAACUCGUCGGCGGCGGGGGGGUGGCCGGCGCCGGUGCUGGCACAGCAGCCGCAGAGCUUUCCGGAGGUGUUCGAACGGCUGCAGACAAGUCCUCAGCUCCCGGAUUCGGUCCAGCGGGCGGGCAAGGAUCAGCAGCGGAUGAUCCAAACGCUGAUCAUUCUCCACCGCUGGGGGGAGCUCGUGGACUGCCUCAAGCAUUGGGUCGUCACCCCCACCGCGGAAACGGGCAGGCCCCGUAGCCAGCCGGAGUUCAUCCGGUUCGCGGCCCAUCUAGUGCUGGCGCUACGGAAGGUGCUGCCGCCCGACGAGGACCUUUUCCAGGAGGACCUCCAGCGCACCUGCAACGUCAUCAUCAACAUGUAUGCGGUGCAACUGGUGGCUGAGCAGCAGGAGCACUUGGUGGCCCUCUACGCAGCGCAGCUGGUGGCGUUUGCGCGAGUCGACCUGUACGCGAAUCUGCUGGAUAUGAAACAGGGGGCCGGAUUGGAGGUGAAGCAACGGAUCUUCGAGGGGGCGCUGCAGGAGCUUGACUUCAGCGGAGAGGGCUCCGUGUGCCAAAUACUGGACAGAGUCUUGGUCGAGUCACGUGCUGACCAGGAUCCCCCAGAAGGUGUUCCCGCUGCCGAACAUUUGUCGUUGGAGGCAUUCCGCCGGACCCGCGCCAUGGACUGGCUCUUCCUGCCGGUUCCGGUGCAAUGGGCGGAAUGCCGGCCGGAACUCACGGCGAAGGCCCUGCUGCACGGCAAUAUCAUCCUGCGCGAGCUAGCGCUCGCCUCGGCUCAAGACUGGAGCCCCGCAGCCCCAGGCACCGCACGGGCCGCCGCCGGACUCCUGGAGCACCUUUCGGACGCUGCUUUGUCGCCGACCGAAGAGCUGGCCGCCGUCCGAAUGGUGGAUGCGGACACUUUGGAGGCGGCGCUGCUGGAAAAGCGGGAGUGGGAACGCUACUUCCGGUGCGACGGCCUCCUCAGGCGAUGGGCCCUUCUCGACGAGGCAAACCGGCGCAUCGGGGCGGGGCAGCUCACACCGGAAGAGGCACACGAGGCGCGGCAAUUGGCUGAGCAGGCGAUACAAGGAGUGCAGGAGAUUCUGGAUGGCUGGCUGUCCGAAGCGGAGCUGGACGCGCCGAGCCCCGUCGGGGUGACGUCCGAAGAAGUUGAGAUGACUGCGGCUCUGGUUGGGAAGGAUGGGAAGCUCGAGCCAGCGGGCCGAGCCGAGUGCAGUGCCGUACACGAUGCGAUCAUGGCGCUCGUCGAAGAGGGGGCCGCAGAGGGUAACGACAUUCAGGUUAACGUAAACCCCCUCCCUGGGAACACCGGGCUGCUGAAGCUGCGAGCGUCUCGGGACGUGUCGGAACAUGGAGAUGCGGAUGGCGCCGUCCUAGUUCGACUGUUGGCAGCCGCAGUCAGCGGCGGCCUUCCCCCUCCAGCCCACCAGCUCCUCCUUCGGCCCUCCCGCAUCGACGCCCGGUUUCUUUUCGGGGGGGACGUGGGCCCCGUCGAGGCGCCCCCCCUCCUGCGAAGCCUCUGCCGGCACUGCUGCAUCCCGUCGCUCGCGCUGCGCGCCAUGCACGCGCGGAUUUACCUCGCAGGAUUUGAAGGGUUUAGGAUCGACGAGGCCGCGACCGACGUGGUGCAAGUGAUCGCAACGAGGGGAGCGGCGGAGCUCUUCGCACAGGAGCAGCUGCAGGAGAUCCUCCACUUGGAACGAGAGGCCACCCUGCGAAGCAUGGAUAGAAAGGAACGGUUCUCUCAAAGAGAGUGAGGAGGUAGCUAUUGCAAAAUGGACAAGCGCACUCAGAAGACCUAGUCAGAGUAAAACGUUCAGAUGAGUCGUUAGGGCGAUGCCCUGAAAACAGGCGAGCCAUGAACGUCAGGAGUAAAUUCGUCCACUUGACCAAAACAAGUUGUCGGAUGCAAUGUAGAGCCGGCUUUUGUCGUUUUAGUUGGGAAUGAUUUCACGUCAUUGAAUGACUCGUACCGCAUAUCGCCU